Molecule: messenger RNA, 585 nt
Organism: Fusarium verticillioides 7600
Lineage: Eukaryota; Fungi; Ascomycota; Sordariomycetes; Hypocreales; Nectriaceae
Exons: 3
Coding region: 1-585 (194 amino acids)
Source: RefSeq, a predicted model, not a curated record
AUGAUGAUCGAGCAGGCCAAGGCGGGCAUACCAGAGGCAAAUGAGAUGCUGGAGUUAGUAAAUCAGCUCCGCGUCAAGAUUAAAGAAUAUCAUGAAGCGUUAGAUUUACAGAGCAAGAUAUCUCAGCUCAGCAGUCCUGAUGAAAGGGCACUCCAAGUGGCUCGAAAUGAACUGCACGGAGGGCCUUUGCGACGAGAUGGUCAAAAGCCGAACCCCAUACUGGGCGGGAGAGGGAAGGAUUACCUUGAUGAAGCAGAGGACCUCGUUUCCCUCAAGACUCCAGCGGCUGUCGAUCCAUUAUCAAAACUAUUCCGGGCCUACUGGCCAGGCCGAGAGGAACUAUCUCGAGAUGGCCGACGUCGAAUUAGCCGUUUUGACGAACGAUCAAUCACAAUAGCCGUUGCUGUUGUCAACAUUUUACUCGCUAUGGUCUUGUUAGUCGGUUCGAUAAGCAGUCUCUACUACGUCAAGUCCGCACCAGCGAUUCUUGGCACGAUAUGCGGCUUUACAAUACUGUUCGCGUUGAGCGUGGGCUUGAUCACAAAUGCAAAACGGGCAGAGAUAUUUGGAGGAAGCGCAGCGUAA